AUGAAUCACCAUCAUAACCAUAAACCCAAUGGCGAAUGUGGUCACGAAUGCAACCACCAUCAAGUAGAUUCAGUAACUCAGUCGUUGGAUGAAUUAAAUUUCGAAAGAGGAAUUUGGGGAUCAAUUAUAAAUUCAGAUUAUAAAAAAGUAGAACAAUUAUUAGAUAAAAAAUCAUCACUAGCCAACUCAGUAGAUUCAUCAGGAUAUUAUCCACUUCACUAUGCAGUUAGAUCAGAUAGUAAUAAUAAUAUUGUAAAGCUAUUAUUGGAUAAUGGUGCCGAUGUAAAUUGUAAAACUCAAGGCGGUGCAACACCAUUACACAGAUCAUCAUUUUGUGGUUCGUUAAAAAAUACCAAAUUAUUAUUAGAAUGCAAUGCAAAAAUUGAUGAACAAGAUUCUGAUGGGAUGACAGCAUUACACAAAGCAUAUAAACAAAAUCAUAAAGAAAUUGUUAACCUAUUAUUAUCAUUUGGAGCCAACGAAACCAUCAAAGAUAAAAAACAACAAACACCAAUCGAACUAACCAGUUCAAAAUAA
This is a messenger RNA of Dictyostelium purpureum, 537 nucleotides long. RefSeq lists its product as uncharacterized. Bases 1 to 537 code for a protein of 178 amino acids. Gene Ontology annotation, molecular function: protein binding. Lineage: Eukaryota; Evosea; Eumycetozoa; Dictyosteliales; Dictyosteliaceae. The transcript is spliced from 2 exons. The record is from RefSeq and is a predicted model, not a curated record.